GAUUUAUGGAAAAACUUACACCCGGGAACUUCUGAAGACUUCUGCGGUCAACUUUUAAUGUGGCGCAUGAAUACAGCGCCACAGUACAGAAACAACUGAGCGCAGUACUUUUAACCUGCGGUCAAAGCCCAAGGACUGACAGGAAUUUGAUCAGGCUCUAGUAGGCAGCAGAGAUUAUCCGAGCAGAUGUCGUUUCCCACCCCACGUAUUGAAACAGUGGGGCCAAUAAUAAUAAACGCUCUCGCACGCAGGCACACUCAGGAGAGAGGCUCUCUGCCCCUGCGCAUCUCUCCUCUUUCCACUUUCUAUCAGACACCGGGGGUCGCAGCUCCAGUCUCGACGACCGAUGUGAACUUUUGACGUUAUUCCGGGGUGCAUCUCUCUCGGUUCCGACAGCAAACGGGGCACCAUGAGCGAGCGAGCCUUGAAAUGGCUCCUGUUCACUUUUUGCCUCACUUUUUGCCUUGACGAAGUAUGGGGACAGAUCCGCUACUCCAUCCCGGAGGAGCUGGAACACGGCGCUUUCGUGGGCAACAUCGCGGAGGACCUGGGCUUGGAUCUGGACAAGCUGUCCAUGCGCAGGUUCCGCAUAGUGUCCGGCUCCAAGAAGCAGUACGUGGAAGUCAACUUGGAGAACGGCGUCCUGUUCGUAAACGAGAGGAUCGACCGAGAGGAACUGUGCGAACUGGGUUUGUCCUGUUCCUUCCACCUGCAGGUUGUGAUAGAAAACCCUCUGGAGCUGUACAGGGUGGAGAUCGAGAUCCUGGACGUGAACGACAACUCUCCGAGCUUCCCCUGGACCGAGAUCAACCUGGACAUCUCAGAAUCUGCUGCGCCCGGAUCGCGUUUCCCUUUGGAGAGCGCGCAGGACCUGGACGUGGGAUCCAACUCGCUGCGCACCUACUUGCUGAGCGUCAACGAGCACUUCCACCUGGACAUCCAGACGCGCAGCGACGGGAGCAAGUUCGCCGAGCUGGUCCUGCAGACCCCGCUGGACCGGGAGCAGCAGAGCGCCCAUCAGAUGGUGCUGACCGCCGUGGACGGAGGGGCACCGGAGAGGUCAGGCACCGCGCAAAUCUACAUCACGGUGUUGGACGCGAACGACAACGCGCCGGUGUUCGACCAGUCGUUUUACAGAGUGAGGCUGGCGGAAAAUGCGCCAAAAGGCACGGUGGUGAUAAAGCUCAACGCCUCGGACCAGGACGAGGGUCCGAACGCGGACAUCGCAUACUCCUUCAGUGGCCACGCGCCCUUAAAGGUGCGCCAGCUGUUCAGCGUGGACCCGCGCACGGGAGAGAUAAAGGUGAAAGGCGUGAUCGACUACGAGAAGGCGAGGAUGCACGAAAUUUACGUGCAGGCGAAAGAUAAGGGUCCCUCCGCCGUGGCGGUCCACUGCAAAGUCCUCGUCAACGUCCUGGACAAGAAUGACAACCUGCCGGAGGUCAUCCUGACCUCGGUGUCCACACCUGUGCAGGAGGACGCGCCGCCCGGGACGGUGAUAGCCGUCAUCAGCGUGAUGGAUAAAGACUCGGGGGAGAAUGGCAACGUGGACUGCGAGAUUCCGCACCACGUUCCUUUCCAACUCCACUGCUCCUUCAAGAACUACUACACAUUAGUGACCUCAGACUUUCUGGACAGAGAGUCUGUGGCAGAUUACAACAUCACCGUCACUGCCAGAGACAUGGGUUCCCCUCCUUUGUUCACAAGGAAAACAAUCAUCGUCCAGGUGUCCGACGUGAACGACAAUGCGCCUCGUUUCAAACAGCCGUCCUACACGGUUUACCUCACCGAGAACAACGCGCCGGGAGCGUCCGUCUGCUCCGUGACCGCAAAGGACCCGGACUCGGGUCAGAAUGCGUACUUAUCGUAUUCUAUUCUGGAGGGAGACAUACAAGGGAUGCCGGUGUCCACGUAUGUGUCCAUAAACUCUGACAGCGGGAACAUUUACGCGCUGCGCUCCUUCGAUCACGAGCAGCUGAAACACUUCCAGGUUACGGUACGGGCUCAGGACGCGGGGUUCCCCCCUCUGAGCAGCAAUGUCUCGGUCAACAUCUUUAUCUUGGACCAAAACGACAACGCGCCCGUGAUCGUGUCCCCCGUUACGCAGAACGGCACCGCGCCGAACGAAAACGUGCCCAGAUCGGUGGACGCGGGCUACCUSGUGGCUAGGAUCAACGCGGCAGACGCGGACGMGGGUCAGAACUCGCGUCUGUUUUAUCAAAUGCUCCAAGCCACGGAUCCCAGCUUGUUCAGCGUGGCUCUGUACACAGGCGAGAUCAGGACGAUGCGCCAGAUAGAGGAGAAAGAGCCCACCAGGCACCGGCUGGUCAUUCUGGUGAAGGACAAUGGUCAGCCGCCCCUCUCGGCCACGGUUUCCAUCAUUUUGUCAGUAGUUGACAGCCUGCCAGAUUUACAGCCUGAUUUGGGUGACCUGUCMCAGAGCCCGCAUCACAGCUCCAGCUUCACCCUGUACUUAAUCAUGGCUCUGGGUGCAGUCUCCUUCACAUUCCUGCUGGCCAUCAUCGUCCUCGUCGCAGCGAGGAGACUUAAGGGCAGAGUGCCCAGCAAGACGUCCGGCCUCCUCUCCGUCGGCGGCUGCUGCGGCUGUUGUUCCCAUUCACAGCUGCCCUCCUCCUCCACCACCACCACCACCUCCACAGAGGUUUUCAAAAAGUCCAACCUGAACGUCCGCAUGUCCGCUGCAGGUGCGUCAGGAUGYGCGGAGGCGAGCGGCGGCGACGGCGGCGCGCACCCGCAGGUGUACUGCUACAAAAUGUGCCUGACCCCGGAGUCAUCCAAAAGUGACUUUUUGUUCCUCAAACCUUGCGGUCCGGUUCUGUCGAUUCAGCAGAACAAYACCAARAGCACGGACUACCUGACCUCAGGUUGGAGCACGCUGGAGCGCAACGAGCUGUCCAACAACAGAGCAGCGACCCCGAAUGAGCUCAAGUAUUCGCAUAAGAACUUGACUUGGACCAAGAACCAGCGUAACUCGGCUUACAAAAGAUAUAGCUCAGCUAAUAUGGAGGGAACUCUUUCAAGGCAGGCAAAGUGUGACCCUGACGGUUUCACCUGCACUGUGGCGCCACAGUACUGGACUUGGGGAAACCAAAUGAACGACUGCAAGAGAUCUCUUCAAGAGGGAGSGCCUCCCAACUACUCGUGGACUCCGAAGCACCCUCAGCUUCAUUCGGAGGGAGCGGACUAUCAGCACAACGUUUACAUUCCCGGAACGCCGUCCGGCUACAGCACGCUGAAGCUGACGCCCAGAGGAGACCUGGACGUCUACAACACCUUCUCCACCUUUGGGAAGAAGAAGAAAUUCAUYUCCAACUACGAGCAGACGUUUGACGCGGACGACGGCGUCAUAAGCAAUUCCAUUUUCAAAUGAGACGGCCGGACUCUUCGAAACUGUCUUACGUUAGCAGCGUUUUUGUAAAAAACGAGAUCCAACUUUUUCUUAGAGACUUUGCUCUUGCCCCAAGCUUGCACACAAGAAUUUAAGUUUUCAGCGGAUCGAUGGCAGAUUUGUACUGAAGUUUAUAUAACUAACGUCUCGCAGGGCAACCCAGUCAUUCUUGAUGCAUAUUGA
Messenger RNA from Poecilia reticulata (guppy), 3592 nucleotides. Its product is annotated as protocadherin-10-like. NCBI's taxonomy places the organism in Eukaryota, Metazoa, Chordata, Actinopteri, Cyprinodontiformes, Poeciliidae. The record is from RefSeq and is a predicted model, not a curated record. Gene Ontology annotation, cellular component: plasma membrane. Gene Ontology annotation, molecular function: calcium ion binding. Gene Ontology annotation, biological process: homophilic cell-cell adhesion.